This is a messenger RNA of Cucurbitaria berberidis CBS 394.84, 435 nucleotides long. RefSeq lists its product as uncharacterized. The record is from RefSeq and is a predicted model, not a curated record. NCBI's taxonomy places the organism in Eukaryota, Fungi, Ascomycota, Dothideomycetes, Pleosporales, Cucurbitariaceae. The coding region runs from base 1 to 435 and encodes 144 amino acids. The transcript has a single exon.
AUGACCUCACCGCAACACCUCCUCGUCGAUGUCCGCUCUCCCCUUGAAUUCGCAUCCGGUGCGCUCGCUAGCGAUAUAGCACCCACCGUGAACAUCGAGUUCCAAAUCAUCGACCAAUUGCCCGAGAUAUACGCUGCGCGCGGCAUCGACGUCUCCAAAGACGACGAUAUCACGCUCUACUGUCGGUCUGGAAGACGGUCCAAUAUUGCUUUGCAGACGUUGAAGAAUAUGGGGUACCAGCACGUUCGUGAUAUCGGGGGCCUGGAUGAGGCGCGUAGGGUGCUGGAUAAAGAGCAGGUGGACAGACAGUUGGUUGCAGAGAUGGCGGAGAAGGAGGAGAAGGGAGGGGCAGGAGGAUCCGAGGAUCCGAGGACGCAUACGAGGGUGAAGAGCUUAGCUGCGUUGGUGGACGGGCUGAAGGCGUUGGAGGACUGA